Dictyostelium discoideum AX4 is the source of this 729-nucleotide messenger RNA. RefSeq lists its product as hypothetical. Gene Ontology annotation, cellular component: mitochondrion. Gene Ontology annotation, molecular function: metalloendopeptidase activity. NCBI's taxonomy places the organism in Eukaryota, Evosea, Eumycetozoa, Dictyosteliales, Dictyosteliaceae. The coding region runs from base 1 to 729 and encodes 242 amino acids. The record is from RefSeq and is a predicted model, not a curated record. The transcript is spliced from 2 exons.
AUGACUAUUUCAGAUUCAAUUAAAAAUAUAUUACUUUUAAAAAAUAAUAAUAAUAAAAAUAAUGAUAAUAAUAAAAUAGAAAAUGAUAAUUAUGAUGUAAUAAUAUGUAGCCAUAAAAUAAAUUCAAAGAAUGAAGAAAUACCACCAACUGAUGAUGAUACAACAACAAAUGGUGGUGGUUCAUUAAAUAAAUAUGUACGUAAACCAACAAAUCAAAUGUGUAGAGAAAAUGUUGAAAAAACAUUUAAAGAGGAUCCAAUACUUCAAUUUAUUAUAAAGGAAAUGAUGAAACUUGGUUGUUUACCACCAGUAAUUACAUGUGAACCAUGUGAUUCUUUAGAUGCAUUAGGUAGUUUCACACCAAAGAAAGGUGUUAUCAUUUGUGAUAAUAUGCCAACUUUUCCAUUAAAUAUUAGAAAUACUGUAGUUCAUGAAUUUGUUCAUGCUUAUGAUAUGUGUAAAAAUAAAUUAAAUCCAUUUAAUUGUGAACAUUUAGCUUGUACUGAAAUCAGAGCAGCAAAUUUAAGUGGUGAUUGUAAAUGGCAAUUAGAAGCACUUAAAAAAAAUUUUGGAGUUUUUAAUCAUCAAGCAGAAUGUGCAAAAAGAAGAGCCAUUGGUUCACUUCAAUCAAAUCCAAAUUGUAAAGAUGUUGCUGAAAUGGCUGUAAAUAAAGUUUGGGAAAAAUGUAAUAAAGAUUACUAUCCUUUCUCAAAUAUCCCUCGUAUUUAA